GACGUUACAGAUAUGUGCAGCAGUUUUGUUAAAGAAUAAAAUGAUGUAUAUUAGUGGAUGAUGGAUUUUCAGUUUGGUACGACUGACGGAAAGCUUUUGGAACAGUUACGAACAAUUAGUCUGGAACCUGUGAAUGAGUUUUCUCCACACUUUAUUCUCAUCAGGGGUCAUCAUGAAGAUCUGUUUUCAGGGCAAGUAAAACAGCAUCUCCAGCCCAUAGUGGAGGGUGUGUGAAGAGUGACUGGUCCAUGGAUUCUCCUCUAAACUUCAGCAGUGGAGGAGGAAGCUCUGGGUCACGAACUGGAACCCAGAGAGCAGCUUCUCCAGUCCCCAGUGGAUUGUCUAUGAAGAGUGACAGGUCACUGGGUCCUCCUCCUAACUUCAGUGGUGAAGCUGUGACCUCUGACCCAAAAACUGAAACCCAGAGAGCAGCUUCUCCAGUCCCCAGUGGAGUGUCUAUGCAGAGUGACCGUUCACUGGGUCCUCCUCCUAACUUCAGUGGUGAAGCUGUGACCGCUGACCCAAAAGAGAAGAAAAAAAACAUUUUCUGGGAAAAUUUGGACAGUAUAUUCAAGGAGCUGCAGCAUAAAUGUAUCUCUCUAGUGAAGAGCGAGCUGAACACAUUUAAGAAGCUCCUGAGUACAGAUGACCCAGCAUGCUCUGAGAAAGAGGUGGAGGAUGAUCAGAGAGAGGGGGUGCUGAAGAUCACACUUCAUAUCCUGAGGAACAUGAAGCAGACAGACCUCGCCAACACACUAGAGAGCCAAUUGGCCCCAUCCUGUCAACGAAAACUUAAAUCCAAACUGAAGGAUAAAUAUCAGAGAAUUACUGAAGGAAUCUCAGGCCACAUAGAGCCAGUACUUCUGAAUGAGAUUUACACAGAGCUCUUCAUCACAGAUGGAGUGGGUGGAGAUGUAAAUCAGGAACAUGAAGUGAAGCAGAUUGAAGCUGCAUCCAGGAAAAGGCCAACACAGGAAACACUAAUCAAAUGUAAUGACAUCUUUAAAACCUUACCAGAACAGAAACGGACGAUCAGAACUGUACUGACCAAAGGAGUUGCUGGAAUUGGAAAAACAGUCUCUGUUCAGAAAUUCAUUCUUGACUGGACUGAAGGAAAAGUAAACCAGGACAUUCUUUUCAUAUUUCCACUUCCUUUUAGAGAGCUGAAUCUGAUGAAGGAGAAUAAGCUUAGUCUGGUUAAUCUUAUUCAGCGUUUCUUCCCAGAAGCCCAAAAUUUAAAACCAACACUUUAUAAGAGCUACAAGACUGUGUUCAUCUUUGAUGGUCUGGAUGAGUGUCGACUCCCUCUGGAUUUCCAGAACAAUGAGAACUUGGUGGAAAUAGAAGAGAAAAGGUCAGUUGAUGUUCUGCUGACGAACCUCAUCAAGGGUAAUCUGCUUCCCUCUGCUCUACUUUGGAUCACCUCUCGCCCAGCAGCAGUCAGUCAGAUCCCUCCUGAAUUUGUUGACCGGGUAACAGAAGUGCGGGGUUUCAGUGACCCUCAGAAAGAGGAGUACUUCAAGAAGAGGAUCAGGGAUCAGGACAUGGCCAGCAAAGUCUUCACCCACAUCAGGUCUUUAAGAAGCCUCUACACCAUGUGCCACAUACCAGUCUUCUGCUGGAUUACAGCCACUGUUCUAGAAAGAAUGCUGAGUGAAGCAGAGAAUGGAGAAAUCCCCAAAACCCUGACACAGAUGUUCACAUACUUCCUGAUCUUUCAGAUCAAGCACAAGAGCCAGAAGUACAGUUGGAAAAGUGACCCUGAUCCUAAGCAGACUAGAGAAAGUAUUCUGGCUCUGGGGAAACUGGCUUUCCACCAGCUGGAGAAAGGAAAUCUGAUCUUCUAUGAGGAAGAUCUAACAGAAAUUGGCAUCAAUAUUAAAGAUGUGUCCGUGUACUCAGGAGUGUGCACCCAGAUUUUUAGACAGGAACAUGAACUGCUGAACCUGGGAAAGGUCUUCAGCUUUGUACAUCUGAGCAUUCAGGAGUUCCUUGCUGCUUUAUAUGCGUUUCUCCAUUUCAAAACAAAGGAUCGAAAUCUACUAACUCGUGAACAGCCAACGACUGAACAGCCAACAACUGAACAGCCAACGACCGAACAGCAAACCACCGAACAACAAACCACUGCACUAUCUCAACUUUUCAGUAGGUCAACAAUGAAUGACUUCCUCAACAGUGCCGUGGAUAAAGCCUUACAGAGUAAGGGUGGAAACCUGGACCUGUUCCUUCGCUUCCUUCUGGGUCUCUCACUUGAGUCUAAUCAGACUCUGUUACAAGUCGUACUGACACAGAAAGAGAGAAGCACUCACAGCAGAAAGGAAACAGUCAGAUACAUCAAGAAGAAGAUUGAGAAGAACUCCUCUCCCGAAAAAUGCAUCAAUCUGUUUCACUGUUUGCAUGAACUAAACGAUCACUCUCUAGUGCAGGAAGUACAGAAAUACCUCAGCAGAGGUGGUGACUAUUGUCUUCAUCUGGCCAGACUCUCUCCUGCUCAGUGGUCAGCUCUGGUGUUUGUGUUGGUGAAUUCAGAAGAGCUGGAGGAGUUUAAUCUUAGUAAAUAUCACCCAUCAGAAAAGUGUCUUCUGAGGCUGCUGCCAGUAGUCAAAAUAUCCACAAGAGUUUUACUAGCUUCAUGUAAUCUUGGAGUAAAGACAUGUGAAUGUCUGGAAUCAGUUUUGAAGCUGGAAAACUUCCUGAAUGAGCUGGACCUUAGUAGCAAUAACUUGCAGGAUUCAGGAAUGGAGCUUCUCUUUGCUGGACUGAAGAGUUCAAACUGUAAACUGCAGAUACUCAGACUAGCUUCAUGUCAUUUAGAAAUAAAGACAUGUGAAAUUCUGGAAUCAGUUUUAAAGCUGGAAAACUCCUCCCUGAAAGAGCUUGACCUUAGUAACAAUGACCUACAGGAUUCAGGUGUGGAGCUGCUUUCUGCUGGACUGGAGAGUUCAAACUGUAAACUGCAGAUACUCAGAAUUUCUUUGUGUAAUCUUGGAGUAAAGACGUGUGAAACUCUGGGAUCAGUUUUAAAGCAGGAAAACUCCCCCCUGAAAGAGCUGGACCUGAGUAACAAUGACCUGCAGGAUUCAGGAGUGGAGCUGCUCUCUGCUGGACUAAAGAGUCCACACUGUAAACUGCAGAUUCUCAGAUUAUAUGGUUGUAUGAUCACAGAAAAAGGCUGUUCUUCUCUGGCUUUAGCUGUGAGUUCGAACCCCUCCCACCUAAAAGAGCUGGAUUUGACCUACAACCAUCCAGGAGAGUCAGGAAAGAAGCUGCUUUCUGCCAGACUGGAGGAUCCACACUGCACACUGGAGACACUCAGAAUGGAACAUGGUGGCGAGAUCAGAAUCAAACCUGGAUUAAAGAAGUACGGCUGUGAUCUCACACUGGAUCCAAACACAGUACACAGUUAUCUCACUCUGAGUGAGGAGAACAGGACGGUGGAGAGUGGAGAGCAUCUGCAGUCGUAUUCGUAUCCUGAUCAUCCAGAGAGGUUUGAGGGGUAUCUGCAGGUUCUGAGUAGAGAUUGUGUAACUGGACGCUGUUACUUGGAGGCUGAGUGGAGCGGGAAAGCAGCAGAUAUAGCUCUGAGUUAUAAAACCAUCAGCAGGAAAGAAGGACCAGACUGUGCAUUUGGACUAAACAUAAACUCUUGGAGUCUGUUGUGCUCUGAUAACAGAUACUACAUUCUUCACAAUAAGAACAGAACUGAUCUUCCCCUUCCUCCCCCCGGCUGUAGGAGAGUAGGAGUGUAUGUGGACUGUCCUGCCGGCACUCUGUCCUUUUACAGAGUUUCCACUGAAACACACUCACCCUCUCACUCACACACCCUUACACACUUACACACAUUCUACACCACCUUCAGUCAGCCCCUCUAUGCAGGGCUUGGGCUUGGUAUAGGCUCCUCAUUGCGUCUGUGUAAAAUAGAAUAAUCCUGUGUGUGUGUGUGUGUGUGUGUGCGAGAGACAA
Astyanax mexicanus (Mexican tetra) is the source of this 3963-nucleotide messenger RNA. Its product is annotated as NACHT, LRR and PYD domains-containing protein 12-like. Gene Ontology annotation, molecular function: protein binding. Lineage: Eukaryota; Metazoa; Chordata; Actinopteri; Characiformes; Acestrorhamphidae. The coding region runs from base 249 to 3926 and encodes 1225 amino acids. The transcript has 12 exons. The record is from RefSeq and is a predicted model, not a curated record.